AUGUCGUCCAAAACGAUCGCCCCGAUUGAGAUAGGGUCGUUCACCGCCUCAUCGCCCGAAAAGACAGAAUUCAUUGGCAGCGCCAGCGGAGUCUUCUUCGUCAACACCGUCUUCCGCGCCUUUGCUCGAUCAGCUUACAAUUCCAAGACACUGGCUACCAAUGAUCAGCCAACACGCAAUGACCCUGGGUCAGUCGACAGUCGGCUUGUCGAUCCAGAGACGCCCAUGCAACUGGACCACGAGGGCGCCGGAAUGAGGAUCUUUAUCGAGAACGAAACAGGCCCAAACUCUUAUGGCGUCAAAGGGCAUGGACUGGGAGUUGCGCCGGAACAAGAGCCAGCAAGGGAGCUUCUGAUGCUUUACCUCAAAAGUUGGCAUCCCCUCUUCCCAUUUCUGCAUGGGCCGACCCUUUUCGAAACAAUACGAGGUCUUUAUGAGACCAGUGGGCAGAGGAAGCUUUCGCUAAGGAGCCGUUUAUGCCAGGCUAUUAUCUGCCAAUGCGUUUUCAACAUUGCAGCCCUUGACCAGCCCGACGGAGUGCUCGCCACUGAAUCGCGACUGGAUUCCCCUGCAAAAUUACUCUCGCUCUUGGGAUACGUUGCGAGUAACCAUGACAACCUCUCGUUACAGGCUCUGCUCGCCGCUCAGCUCUAUCUCGUGGCGACAAUGUCUCUCCGAGCGGCGUCGACGAUAGGAGGUACCCUUACACGGGUGAUGUAUCACGCAGGUUUCCACCGCUGCGCUUUCCGGUACCCUCAAUUGUCACCCCGUGAAUGCGAAUUGCGGAAGAGGAUCUUUUGGAGUGCCUACGUGCUGGAUCGCUAUUUAAGUCAAGCACUCGGUCAUCCUCUGGGUAUUCAUGAUUCUGACCUGGAUGUUUGCAUUCCGGGCAUGGAUGAACUGCACAAGCCGGUCAAAACCAGCCAGCAGGUACCCUCUACAAGUCGCGAGGCCACCGAGGGAGUCCUCGCUCAUCUGCCCCGAGGCCAUCACAGGCGUGACUCGCGCCCAGAUGAUCCUAUGGCCUCAGAACAGGCUGGCGGCCCAGCGACAGGCUCUGAUCCAGAAUUCCCUAGUUUGGAUCCUCCCAAAGAUAUCACCUUCUCACACUCAUGCCAAAGCUCCCAGAUCUUGGGCCAUUAUGUGCUCUACUGCCGGCUCACAGGUCAGGCAGUUCAGACAUUCCAUAUCUCGCUCCAAAACCGGACGAUAAAUGCAGAACGAAUGAUGGAGCUUCAAUCAAACGUCCACGCGUGGUGGAAUGGCCUGCCUCAAGAACUACAGGACGAGUAUACUGGAGGCGGAGGGAAACUGGCCUCGACCUUCACAUUCUUCUUUUCAAUACUUUAUAAUCAUCUUUUGCUUCUCAGUAACCGCCCAUUUUUAUCUCUUUCGCCAAAGUCCAUAGAAUUCAGGUCGAGUCUGCAGACAUGCAUUGCAGCAAGCCGACAAAUUAUCACGACAUCAAGGCGUCAACACGACAGCGGCUUGAUUGUAUCUUGGCCCGGAAUGCUAUCAGCUACGUGGAUGGCCGGGUUGGUUUUGGCUUUUGCUUGCACACUGAAACGAUAUCCGUUCAGCAAGGCGCAAAGAGAAAUCGAGGAUUCCAUUCGCAGUCUCUCGGUGAUGGCAAAGAGCUGGAACAAUGCAAAACACUGUGCAGAGGCCCUCCAGUCCUUGUUGGAAACCCUGACAACACAAUAUAACAAGGGGCAAAAUUCUGUUGUCUCUCCAUUGUCCUCCUAUGUGACUGCCACAGGGACUUCAAGACCAGCAACGGUCGGAGGGCCAGCUGAACCAAUUGCUACGCAGCUCUCCUCGACUGAAACAAAUGAACCUUCCAGGAAAAGGAAGAGGACCAGUCGAGGGCAACAAGAACGGAACCCACGACAAAGCGAGUUCCCUGACACGAUGAAUGGCGACUCCAACCAAUCUCAGACAAUCAAUCAAGACUUCGACGCCGACUCAUACCAACUGCCCAGCCUCAACAGCGGGCCAAUGUUCCCUAUCCUUGAAUACACAGGACCAGAUUUUGGUUUCAGCAAUGUACAAAAUCCAACAAUGGACGACUUUGAGUUCCUCGGUCUGCCAGUUUCAGACGAUCUGUACCCAAACAACCCUGGAGCCUUUGGUAACAUCGGAUGGGAGGCACUGGCUAACGGGUCUGGCAACAUGCAGAGCUGGGCCACUUGGGGCACGCCGAGGCCUUGA
This is a messenger RNA of Fonsecaea multimorphosa CBS 102226, 2211 nucleotides long. RefSeq lists its product as uncharacterized. Gene Ontology annotation, molecular function: zinc ion binding; DNA binding. Lineage: Eukaryota; Fungi; Ascomycota; Eurotiomycetes; Chaetothyriales; Herpotrichiellaceae. The record is from RefSeq and is a predicted model, not a curated record. Gene Ontology annotation, biological process: DNA-templated transcription. The transcript is spliced from 2 exons. Bases 1 to 2211 code for a protein of 736 amino acids.